This is a messenger RNA of Saccharomycopsis crataegensis, 792 nucleotides long. RefSeq names its product polynucleotide 3'-phosphatase (gene TPP1). The transcript has a single exon. The record is from RefSeq and is a predicted model, not a curated record. Lineage: Eukaryota; Fungi; Ascomycota; Saccharomycetes; Ascoideales; Saccharomycopsidaceae. Gene Ontology annotation, molecular function: polynucleotide 3'-phosphatase activity; double-stranded DNA binding; ATP-dependent polydeoxyribonucleotide 5'-hydroxyl-kinase activity. The coding region runs from base 1 to 792 and encodes 263 amino acids. Gene Ontology annotation, biological process: DNA repair.
AUGGCCAGAGAUAUCUCGAGUAUUUUGUCACUGAAAGUAGGGAAAGUCACCCAGACUGCUGGUGCUUCCAAAAGAACAAGGAAGCUUCCACCAUCGAAAGUACCUAAGCUUGAGCAGCAUCUAGCAGCCGCGUCGAACGCGACCCAUUCAUGGAAGAUUCAACCGUAUUUAAUCAGUUGCAAACCUUACGGUUUUGAUAAAUCAUGGAGCUAUUCUAAUGAGCUGAAGCUAUCUCUUUGUUGUUUUGAUCUUGACGGAACCUUAAUAAAUACGAAAUCAGGAAGGAAGUUUGCCAUGGGAGCGGAUGAUUGGAAAUGGUUCAAUGACAAGGUCGUGAACAAGCUAGUUGAUGCGAGUCUCACUUAUGACUUUAUUGUUAUAUUCUCUAACCAAGGAGGUAUUGUUGCCAAUGACCCGGCUUCAAAAUCCUAUACCAACUUCAACAAGAAAUUGACCAGUAUAUUGGGUGUAUUGAAUAAUAAGGAAGUCAAGAAUGUCCUACUAUAUGCAGCACCAAAGCUACCGGCUGCCUUGAAAAAGAACCCUGAUUAUUGUGAUAAGCUGCCAGAAAAGAACCCUUUCGUGAGGAACAGGAAGCCAAAUACCGGAAUGUGGGAUCAAUUGAUGAAGGAUCUAUCUAUUAAAGAAGUGGUAAACACUGCCGUUGAUUUCGGUAGUAGUAUAUUCAUAGGUGAUGCCGCCGGAAGAAAGAAAGACUUCAGCGAUAGUGACAAGCAAUUUGCAGAGAAUAUUGGGAUUAAAUUUUCCACACCUGAUGACUUUUUUGUAUAA